AUUGCCCGGUUAGUCUUUGCUUUCAUUGUCCGCACAAGGGUGGUAGUGAAACGUACCCAGGCUGGGGGUAGAUCUGCUCAAACUCGAUCUGGUGCUGCGCGACAAUCUCACCCUUCUGGUUGAAGAUGAUGAAGCGCGUGCUGGUGGUGCCCUGGUCAAUGGCACCGAUGAAGGAAAUGGUGGGGGCUGUGGCGGGAGACAUGAUGGCGUCUGCUGUGUCUUUGAGUCUGGUAGGGAGGAUUGACUUGAGCAUAAGAGCACGAGAUGGGGGAUGGAAAGCAAGAAGACGACGGGGGAGAAAACGUCUGGGAAAUACGCGACUUGAAUAAGAACGACGGCGAGGAGGGGCAGUGUGGGAGAGAGGAAGAGCUACGAUCACAUGGCGAGAGGUGACGGGCAGGGAAAUAUUUGUACGUCUUUCCCCCCCUCCUUGGCCUUGCGGGCUACAGCUACGUUGGCGUCCGGCCAGCUGAAGAAACUCCACGGGGCAGAAGCGCGCGAGCGGGCUACGAGCCCUCGCGUGCGCAUCGCCAAGGUGUGGUACUACGUACGAUGGAUGGAUGAAUGUGUGUUCUUGCACGCGCGCCAACUCCCUCACCCAGCGGAAAAGCUGGGCUCCCCACGCUCGCUCGUCACGGUUGACGGAGGCGCAUGGAUGGUACCCCUCUUCCCAUCCAUGUCUGUCUCCAAAUCGACAGGCCCCCGGAUUGUGGAGAGUGAGGGGGUUGGCGGAGAGAUGUCAGGGGGGGGUCCGGGUACAGCAUCACAGCAGGUGGCUUCCGUCAAAAUGGCGCGUGUCAAAUGGGGAGGCCCAGGGACAGGGCUCGAACGGAGUAACCCCAGACUUGCUCCUCAAACGGCAAGGUGCGCGUGGUUCAUGAUGGGGAAUUGCGGUGCUCGGCCUUGUCCAAGGCCACGAGGGCCAUGCUGUUUGUCACGGACAGGAUGCCGUACCUGCGUUUCUCGAGGUCAGCCGAGGCCAUUCCCCCACAGGCCCCGAGAAGUCCGUGAUGCUGGGGAGCAAAAGGUGCGGCUUGGAAGUUGGAGGCUCGGGUCCUCGGUGUCGACACACCGAAAGCAGGGUUCGAAGGUUUCAAAGCCCACGCGAAGGAACUGGCGAACACACUACUGCACCACGGGCCGAAUGUCAGCGAGGACGAAUGCACAAGCGGCAUUCCCAGAGUGUCCACUUUGCCAUGGAAGGCUUGAAGGCUGCAGCGCUGGCGCUGAAUCGGACGCGGGACAGAGGGCUGGAGGGACUAAUAGUCUUUGCGAUUCGUGAAGAAAUCUGGCCAUGUGAUGCUCAAUGGCGGGAUGGCUAUGAAUUCGGCCAGUCGCGGGGUUCCAGUGCCGUCCCUCCUCUCCUGGAGGCUGGUGGCAG
Messenger RNA from Emericellopsis atlantica, 1381 nucleotides. RefSeq lists its product as uncharacterized. The transcript has a single exon. Lineage: Eukaryota; Fungi; Ascomycota; Sordariomycetes; Hypocreales; Bionectriaceae. The record is from RefSeq and is a predicted model, not a curated record. Bases 380 to 1282 code for a protein of 300 amino acids.